Rana temporaria (common frog) is the source of this 1814-nucleotide messenger RNA. RefSeq names its product ubiquitin conjugating enzyme E2 D1 (gene UBE2D1). Gene Ontology annotation, cellular component: nucleus. Gene Ontology annotation, molecular function: ubiquitin conjugating enzyme activity. The transcript has 7 exons. NCBI's taxonomy places the organism in Eukaryota, Metazoa, Chordata, Amphibia, Anura, Ranidae. The record is from RefSeq and is a predicted model, not a curated record. Gene Ontology annotation, biological process: ubiquitin-dependent protein catabolic process; protein polyubiquitination. The coding region runs from base 187 to 630 and encodes 147 amino acids.
GCCCUCAGUGAGUCAGGCCCGGGCCGGCUGUAAGCGCAAGUGACUCGUUUCCUCUUCACAACACAAGAGCCGCAGUGACAGGCCUGAGCCUCUUCUCUGCUUCCCCCGGAACCACCCCGCCGAAGUCGAGACAUCGAGAGCCGCCGCUGCUGCCCUCCGUCCCUUUCCGCCAUUCUGCCUCCCUCAAUGGCGCUAAAAAGAAUACAGAAAGAGCUGGCAGACUUGCAGCGGGAUCCUCCAGCGCAGUGCUCAGCAGGACCAGUAGGAGAUGAUAUGUUUCACUGGCAGGCCACAAUAAUGGGACCUCCUGACAGUCCAUAUCAAGGUGGAGUCUUCUUUCUCACAAUCCAGUUUCCAACAGAUUAUCCAUUCAAACCGCCGAAGGUUGCGUUUACGACAAAAAUAUACCAUCCAAACAUAAACAGCAACGGAAGUAUUUGUCUUGACAUUCUGCGAUCACAAUGGUCCCCAGCUUUGACUGUUUCAAAAGUUUUGUUGUCCAUAUGCUCCUUACUCUGUGAUCCAAACCCAGAUGAUCCUUUAGUACCAGAUAUUGCACAGACCUACAAGACAGACAAGGAUAAGUACAACAGAAUAGCCAGAGAAUGGACUCAGAAAUAUGCAAUGUAAACUUGUGAAACUAUAAUUUCGUAUAAUCCAGUGUACUGUAAAUUCUAGUUUAUUUUUUGUUUUGUUUUUUGUUUUCAAGAUUAUGAGAAACCGGGCACAGCUUUCUGUUCAGUGACCAAUAAACCCCCUAUAUGCUUUGAUUUUUAGACCUUUAAAUACUUCUCCAAGGUAAAAUUCCAAAAGAGCCAAGAUGAAGAUAAAAUUAAGUUUGUGUACAUCAAGAUGUUUGAUGCUGUUCUUAAGACGCAUGUUACUGCAACAUUUGUAAUGCAAAAUUACAAGCUCUUAGACUGCCCAAUUUUUUUUUUAACUUGACCAAUACUGCAUAUAUAUGUUUACUUUUUUGUAAAUCUGUGUUCAGAUUUUGGUCUGUUGGCUCACUAUUUAAUUGUUUUUUUUUUUUACUGUAUAGACUUUAUUUAACUUUAAAAGUAAACUCAUUGUUUGUUUUUUCUUUCUUCUUUUUUUUUUUUUCCCCUCUUCUAUUUUGUAUGCUUAGUAUUGUCAAGGUAAAACUGCAAGAGCCCCAAACUUUAAAUUUAAACGGAAUGUGGAUAAAGAGGUUUUCCUUUUUUAUUUUUUACUGGAAACGUCCUUUUCUACUUGGGACCCAUCUGUGCAGUAGUGGGGAAGGAGUCCAAGCCUCCUUAGGCGGCCUCAAAACUUUAGUGGGACCUAUAAUUUCCGAUGUCUCCUUUUAGUAAAAUCUGGUAUCGGAGUGCAGCCAUAAAGUGGCCCUGUGAGCACAAUUGUAUCUGGUUGGACUUCUAAAUGAUAAGCCCUGCGACUAGCUGAGGGUGGAGGUAUUGUCUGUUCGUCCUAAAUUGGCUAUGGUAGCUUUCUGUCUUGCUGUAUAUAGGGGGUCCAAGCAGAUGAUGAAUUUCCAUGUAAACUGCAAAGUCCCCUUCAAAUUAAUAAACUUAAAUCAUCUUUGCACUGUAAUUCUUGCUAAUAGUGGAGACAUUUUUUAUUUUUUUUGCAUACUUGACCAGUUCAUUGCAAUGUGAAAGAAUUGCACUGCUAAGAAAACUGUUUUAUUUCUUCUCUGCAAUGUUUUUUUUUUUUUUUCUAGUUUUGAGUUUCAUAUGGGCAAUAUGUAUAAAAACAAAUCACAAAUCUUUUACAAAUCUUACUGUCGCUUUUUCCAUAAAAAUAAAGAAAAACGCAUUUUAUACAAUCUCAAA